Molecule: messenger RNA, 1119 nt
Organism: Cotesia congregata
Lineage: Eukaryota; Metazoa; Arthropoda; Insecta; Hymenoptera; Braconidae
Source: the annotation of a GenBank genome assembly
UUUUCGAGCAUGAUUCCAAGCAAGUUGUACGCGUAUAAUUACAUGAGCUUGCUGAGCAAUUUAUUAAGAAAAAAGUCUCAUAAUUCGGUUCGUAGUUUGCAUUUUUCGUUUGUACCAGACAAAAAAUCCUACGAUGGUGAGACCAAGAAGAUUAAUAUGUACCAGGCGAUUAAUGACGCGCUGGGCAUUGCGCUUGAAAAAAACUCCAAUUCAGUAAUUUUUGGCGAAGACGUCGCAUUCGGUGGCGUGUUCCGUUGCACAGUUGGCUUAAAAGAUCGGUUUGGCAAUAGCCGAGUGUUCAACACUCCGUUAUCUGAGCAAGGAAUCGUUGGAUUUGGAAUUGGACUCGCUAAUCAAGGUGUUACUGCGAUCGCCGAAAUUCAAUUUGCUGAUUACAUUUAUCCAGCAUUUGACCAACUGGUAAACGAGGCAGCUAAAAUCCGAUACCGAAGCGGCAAUCUCUUCGAUUGUGGGAAGCUAACAGUACGAGCACCUUGUGGAGCUGUUGGACAUGGAGCUCUCUAUCAUUCGCAGAGUCCAGAAGCUUAUUUUGCCCAUACACCUGGUCUUAAGAUCGUAGUUCCUCGAGGACCAAUUCAAGCAAAAGGUUUGCUACUGAGCUGCAUCGAUGAUCCAGAUCCUUGUUUGAUAUUCGAACCAAAGGCUCUCUACCGCAUUGCCGUGGAUGAUGUUCCUGUAAACAGCUUCAAAGUGCCCAUUGGAAAAGCUGAAAUCGUAAGAGAAGGUGAUUCAAUAACGCUGGUUGGAUGGGGUAGUCAAGUGCAUGUUCUACUCGAGACUGCUGAUAUUGUCCAAGAGAAACUCGGCGCUUCUUGUGAAGUCAUUGAUCUCAUGUCUAUUCUUCCGUGGGAUAUCGAGACUGUUUCCACGUCUGCGAAAAAAACUGGACGAGUUGUUAUUGCCCAUGAGGCGCCACUCACUAACGGAUUUGGGAGUGAAAUAGCUGCGACCAUCCAGGAAGCUUGUUUUUUACAUCUCGAAGCUCCCGUUCAAAGAGUAACGGGUUGGGAUACUCCCUUUCCUCUUAUAUUCGAACCGUUUUAUCUUCCUGAUAAAUGGCGUUGUUUUGACGUGAUAAAGAAGACUUUGAAUUUCUAA